AUGCAGUGCCUCGGAGCGGAGCACCUGGAUUCCGCAGAAAGAAUCCCCACGCAAAGACAGUGGCGACCUCAGAUAUAUAGGAAAUGCACAGAUACGGCAUGGUUGUUCCUGUUCUUUCUCUUCUGGACUGGUUUGGCGUUCAUCAUGGGCUACUCAGUGGCGGCUGGAGCCACAGGAAGACUCCUCUUCGGCUACGACAGCUUUGGGAACGUGUGUGGCAAGAAGAACUCCCCCAUAGAAGGGGCUCCUCUUUCAGGGCAGGAUAUGACUCAAAAAAAACACGUGUUUUUUAUGAAUUCCUGCAACCUGGAAGUCAAGGAUGUGAGGCUCAGUUCCACCGUUCUCUGUGUAUCCAGUUGUCCUGAAGAGCAGCUUGAUACCCUGGAAGAGGUCCAGCUCUUUGCAAACACCAGUGGAUCCUUCCUGUGUGUUUAUAAUUUGAAUUCCUUCAACUACACCCAGAUUCCAAAUGCGGACUUGCUGUGCCCCAGGCUACCAGUUCCCCCAAGCAAGUCUUUUCCCUUGUUUAAUCGAUGCAUCCCUCAAACUCCUGAGUGUUAUUCUCUGUUUGCGUCUGUUCUGAUCAAUGAUGCGGACUCCCUCCAUCGAAUUCUAAGUGGAAUAAUGUCAGGAAGAGACACAGUCCUCGGCCUCUGUAUCCUCGCCUUUGCCUUAUCUUUGGCCAUGAUGUUCACCUUCCGCUUCAUCACCACCCUUCUGGUUCACAUUUUCAUCGCACUGAUUGUUUUGGGAUUGUUGUUUGUCUGCGGUGUCUUAUGGUGGCUGUACUAUGACUAUACCGAUGACCUCAGCAUAGAACUGGACACAGAAAGGGAAAAUAUGAAGUGUCUGCUGGGAUUUGCUAUUGUAUCUACAGUGAUCACGGCAGUUCUGCUCAUCUUGAUUUAUGUCCUCAGAAAGAGGAUCAAAUUGACAGUUGAACUUCUCCAAGUCACGAAUAAAGCCAUCAGCAGCUCUCCCUUCCUGCUGUUGCAGCCACUGUGGACGUUUGCCAUCCUCAUUUUCUUCUGGGUCCUCUGGGUGGCUGUGCUCCUGAGCCUGGGGACUGCAGGAGCUGCACAGGUCAUUGAAGGUGGCCAAGUGGAAUAUAAGCCUCUUUCGGGCAUUCGGUAUAUGUGGUGGUACCAUUUAAUUGGCCUCAUCUGGACUAGUGAAUUCAUCCUUGCAUGCCAACAAAUGACUGUAGCUGGGACAGUGGUGACGUGUUAUUUUAACAGAAAUAAAAGUGACCCUCCUGAUCGCCCGAUCCUUUCAUCUCUCUCCAUUCUUUUCUGCUACCAUCAGGGAACAGUUGUCAAAGGGUCAUUUUUAAUCACUGCGGUGAGGAUUCCAAGAGCUGUUCUCAUGUACGUGUAUAACACUCUGAAAGAGAAGCAGGACGGUGCCUUGUCAAGGUGCGUGUCCCAGUGCUGCUGCUGCUGCUUCUGGUGUCUUGACAAGGGCUUGCACCAUCUCAACCAGAAUGCAUACACUACAACUGCCAUUAAUGGGACAGAUUUUUGUACAUCAGCAAAAGAUGCUCUCAAACUCUUAUCCAAGAAUUCAAGUCAUUUUACAUCUGUUAACUGCUUUGGAGACUUCAUAAUUUUUCUAGGAAAGGUGUUAGUGGUGUGUUUCACAGUUUUUGGAGGACUGAUGGCAUUUAACUACCACCGUGUGCUUCAGGUGUGGGCAAUCCCACUGCUCUUGGUUGCUUUUUUUGCCUACUUAGUAGCCCACAGUUUUUUAUCUGUGUUUGAAACUGUGCUGGAUGCACUUUUCCUGUGUUUUGCUGUUGAUCUGGAAACAAAUGAUGGAUCCUCAGAAAAGCCCUACUUUAUGGACCAAGAAUUUUUGGAUUUUGUAAAAAGGAUCAAUAAAUUAAACACAAGGGCACAGAGAAACAAGAACUCAUUAACAAGCGAAGAGGGAACAGAACUCCGGCCAUUGUGA
Budorcas taxicolor (takin) is the source of this 1953-nucleotide messenger RNA. It is a transcript of the gene SLC44A3, whose product is annotated as solute carrier family 44 member 3. Bases 1 to 1953 code for a protein of 650 amino acids. Gene Ontology annotation, molecular function: transmembrane transporter activity. Gene Ontology annotation, cellular component: membrane. Gene Ontology annotation, biological process: transmembrane transport. The transcript has 15 exons. The record is from RefSeq and is a predicted model, not a curated record. Lineage: Eukaryota; Metazoa; Chordata; Mammalia; Artiodactyla; Bovidae.